CGUGUCGCUCGCGCUUGCAUUGCUUUUCGAAGCUCGCGCGCGAUCGGUCGCUCGCGAGGUGCGUGCGUACGUGUGCGUAGUAACUCGCAAGCAGCGCACGUAUGUGUGUGAGAGAGUGAGAAAGGAAGCAAGAGAGAGAGAGAGAGAGAAAGAGCGAUUCUACCGAUUGAUUUCCGCUCUCUCUCCCGUGAUCGAUGUUAUCGCGCAACAAGGAUCCUUCAUCGUGCGCGCGAAAAAGUGAUCGGUAUCUUGAGAUUAAUUCUCCGCGGAAAAGCGCGAGUGCCACUUCUUCGUAUUUUCGAUCAGAAAUUAUUAUGCUCGUUGAACUGUGAGAUUUCGAACGCGAAGAAGAGACAGCGAGGAAAGGCGGAAGAGGCGGUGCGAAAAGUCUACAGGCGGAAAGAUCAAAAAGGUCAUCGGAGAAAGAUGUGGCGAUCACUUCUAUGGACGCAUUUUCUGCUGCUAACCGCGCUGUUAGCACCAGUGCAGAGGGUCGCAGCGUGCAGCUGUAAGCUAGCUCACCCUCAGACCAAGUUCUGCGAAUCGGAUUUUGUUGCCGUGAUGAGAGUGAAAAAGGUUCUCUCCGUGAACGAGUACGAGAUCGCUUACAAGGUCAAGAUAAACAGGGUCUUCAAGUCCAAUCCAAAGGCCGACGUGGCACUGAUGCAGAACCUUUUAUGGACUCCGUCCUCGGACGGAAUGUGCGGCAUGACACUGAAAGUCGGCGAGACUUACGUUCUCAGCGGUAGAAUUGUCUCGGGAAAAGCACUCAUAUCGCUCUGCGGACUUUCGAUAAGAUGGGCCGAGACGACCAGCAGACAACGCAAGGGACUGAGACAGCUCUAUCAACAGGGCUGCGCGUGUGACAUUCUGUAUACACAUUGGAGGCGCAAGGGUGCCGUGUUCGAGUCCAGCGGCGGGAAGCGUUGCCUGUGGGAGAGCACACCAGGCCCGCAAGAUUGCCAAGAAAAAUACGGUGUUUGCCUGGUGGCGCCCGGUGGCUCCUGUUCCUGGGUUCCCUCGGUCCCGUAUAAAAAUUGCAUCAAGGAAUAUCAGCGCCUACGCGAGCAGCAAAGGUCACGGGAGCCGUAACUGACAUUUCCGUACCCCGUGUUUUCGUGACAGGAGGCGCAGCUAAAAUCUAUCAGUCGCAAAACGACGCGGCGCAUCUGUCAAUCAAUCCGAUCGAACGCGCCGCAGGUAAUUGAGUCACUGAGAGGCAAAGUGAUAUAGUGCUAGUUUAAUGGAACCGUAUAUUUGCAGCAUCGAAAAUGCAAAAGGCCUACACCAUUUCCAUUACUCGGAAUAUGAAUAAUUCAAUAGUUCACGAAAAAGCAUUAUUACAUGGACGAGACAAAAUUUCCGUUUCUUUCAAAGUUUUAUUAUUAACUAAUACUAAUAAUGAUUUUAAUCAUUAUUUUUCUUUUUCAGAUUUUAACAUUUUUUAAAUGAUAGGAAAUAAAUGGAACAUAUAUCGCUUUACUUUUGAGGGGUGCAAUUAUGUCGUCGACUAUUUACGAUGUGUAUUAAUCUUCAUACUAAUUUUUAUUUAGAUUUCGAUGGACUGGGCGAAAGAACGAUUCUGAUUGUAUCGAAGAGUCGGCGUAGUUUUGUAAUUGUUUAGUUAAGAUAUGGAUUCAUUUAUAUAUCAUUUGUUAAAUUAUUUGUGACUUAGGUUCGAUAGCAACAACGUCGGCUAUUUAUCCCACAAUUUUGCUAGCUUACCACUGGCUGUAAUCGUAAGCAGGGAAGUAUUAGUUAAUUACGGGCAAAUCUAACCGGCGCUGGUACAAUCGAGUCUUAAUUAUUCGAUUAUUAUUAAUGAAGAGUAAGUUUGUUAGCUUUAGGAAUUUCGAAACGCUUCAAUACCCAAUAUGCGUUUCAUAACUGAAAUAUAUAUGAGCGACCUAUUUUCUCGGCUAUUCUCUCAACAUGUUGUAUAUAUUAUAUUGUUAAUGUACAUUGUGUACUCUUAAAUUAUUCCAACUAUCGUUUCGUUAUGCGUAGUCGUAGACGUUAAAACGCUACUCGUACUUUCAUUACAUUUCGUAAUCUUUUAUGUGCGUUUUUAAGUUUAAUCAAUUCAAUUAGAUUGUAGCACCGUAUAUAUUUGUUGUUUACAGGAAUUAUUAUUCACGAUUUUGGCACUGUUUGACGAGAAAAACUUUACCGAAUAUCUCAAUAGUUUUCCACAUGAAGAUAUGUACAAGGCUUUUUGUAUUUUAUAAGAGCAUAUUUAUCAUUUAAUUCUACUUCAAUAAUUAUUUCAUGCAACAGCUGUCUCUUGUUAAUUUAGUACAAAGUACGAAGAAUAUUAAUAUAAUGGAAAAUUUGUGUGCUUUUCGAUGGGGAAGAUACGAAUUUUGUACCUAUGUCAUAGUUUAGUUCGUAAAUGUGGUAAUUUCGUAAGUGUUAUGACAUAUAUAUAGAUUAUAAA
Molecule: messenger RNA, 2437 nt
Organism: Linepithema humile (Argentine ant)
Lineage: Eukaryota; Metazoa; Arthropoda; Insecta; Hymenoptera; Formicidae
Gene: Timp
Product: Tissue inhibitor of metalloproteases
Biological process (GO): negative regulation of endopeptidase activity; negative regulation of membrane protein ectodomain proteolysis
Cellular component (GO): extracellular matrix
Molecular function (GO): metalloendopeptidase inhibitor activity; protease binding
Source: RefSeq, a predicted model, not a curated record